Darwinula stevensoni is the source of this 2643-nucleotide messenger RNA. Lineage: Eukaryota; Metazoa; Arthropoda; Ostracoda; Podocopida; Darwinulidae. The record is from the annotation of a GenBank genome assembly.
UGGAGAGGCUGCCGAGGCGCCGCAGCGGCCGAAACGAAAGCCGCAUCUCCAGUCAACCCUCCUUGCCAGAAUGGACGAAUUUCAACUCGAUUGAGCGAGUCGGUUCCUGGCAAUCUCGUCGGCGACUGAGGGGCCCAUGGCAGGUGGGAGUCGGAUGAUUGCGAACCCCAUCUCCGCAGGAACUUCAUUUUCAUUGCAAAAAAUACUUGUAAGAAAAAAAGUGAAAGGAGGCAAAUGUACGUCUCCUUUUACGUGUGCGCAACGCUUUUCCCUCGCUCGUUUGCACCCGAAGAAGCCGAAAUCAAUCGCUAGCUUGAGAGGUGCUCGUAAAAACCCGUCAGUGUGGUUUCGCACGUGGAUGACGCCUGGCGGCGAUAUGGGACCGCCCUUGCCUCGUACGAGACGUUGGCCCGGGUGAUUCCGAUCGCGCUAUCCUAUCGGCAUGACGCCUUACAACUAUUCCUCGAAAGUAGCGACCGGGAGCCGCGUUGGGGGCAUAUUCACCCUCAUUUUCAGAUGGAAGGGGAGUGUGUACAAGCUGCUCGGAGUGGACAUGAUGAUCUGGGUGCUCCUCUACUCUCUCCUCAGCUGCAUCUAUCGGUUUGUGCUUCUGCCGGAUCAGAGGAUGAUGUUCGAAAAGGUGGUGUUGUAUUGCCGAGAUUUCAGCAAUCACAUCCCUCUGACAUUCAUCCUGGGCUUUUACGUCACUACCGUCCUCAAUCGAUGGUGGGGACUCUGGAAUGCUCUCCCUUGGCCAGAUGACCUCAUCCUCUACCUGACCUCGUAUUUGAGCGGACAGGUAAAGUAUUAUUCCUUGAAGUCCCCAUUGCUGCUCGGACAGGCAAUCGAUGCACAAAAUUUCCCAAACGCAGGGCUAAUGGAAGAAGGAGAACGACUGAUGAUGCAGGCGAUGGUAGGGAAAAAUAUGCGUUCCAUGUUUUGGGUCCCUCACAUGUGGGCAGCUUCCAUACUGCAGAAAGCCCGGGAGGAACAACGCAUCGGUUCUGACAUGGGACUUCGAUCAAUUCUUGAUACCUUGUCCGCUUUUCGCCGGGCUUGCGCCGUCUGCCAGCACGUGGACUACAUCCAAGUCCCUCUCGUGUACUCCCAGGUGGUGACUAUUGCCUGUUACAGUUUCUACAGUGCUGCAUUGCUGGGAAGUCAGUUCAUCGACCCUGACACUGAAAAAGCUCUUGACAUAUAUGUACCAAUUAUUACAUUGUUUCAGUUGGUCCUCUAUGUCGGUUGGCUGAAAGUGGCCGAAUCCCUCAUCAAUCCAUACGGCGAAGAUGACGAUGAUUUCCAACUCAAUUGGCUUAUUGAUCGUCACAUUAACGUUUCACACGUGAUGGGAGAUGGACUAAACAGAGAAUUCAAGGGCUAUACUUGGGAGGAAAUGUUUCCUUGGCUCUUCAAUAAGUCAUUAGCCCCUAAACAACGGCUUUUAGCCUUCGCUCAUAAAAUGGACAAGGACAUAAGUUCCAAGGGGCAGAGCGGCGAGGACGAGGGACGGCUGCCAAACGACCCAGCUGUGCUGCAAGCCACGACCCUGAUGCAGAUAAUGCGGGGGCACCUUGAACCACCACCACCACCACCCCUAAUUCUGCAGACAAACACUAGUAUUCCCGAGUUGGACCCUGACGACAAGGACAUUCUUUUCGAAAGCAACUGGAGUCGGUUGUAACAUUUGCUCUCGACUCCUCUCACCGUGGAUGGUUCCCAGUUUCAGUGGGCCUUCUUCUCUCAAGGGGAAAACACGGCAGUUACCACGUAGAUCCUCGUUCUAUCGGUAUAUCAGUCUGUUGUCCCUUUUGUUCUUCGAUGAUACAGGAAACAAGAAACUAAACUGGAAGACAAUGAAAGUUUCCAUGAGUUCAAGUACACACGGACCAGCUUCAGGCCCGGAUUAUUGUAGUUGACCUUCGAUGUAAAAAGAGAGGGGGAAGUGAGCUAAGGACAUCUUUCACCCUCAGAACACCGACAGUGACAACGUGGAAGACGAAGCUGGUGCAUCUAUAGGACACGAAAUAUUGCAGCAUUGAGAGGAAGGCACGUGGACGUGAACUGAAUUUUCCAACCUCGAACGAUAUGACCCACCCAUAUCCCAUGUCGGGAGGAGUUCUUCCCAUCUCCCUCCUCUUCUAGUCACGAGUGCCCCCCCCCCCCCUCCCCCUUGCCUUUGGUCCUCGUACUGAAACAAAACUGGUUCCAUUUUUGGCAUGCUCCUGCUUGCCUGGACACUAACACGCCGAUUCCUCUACGCUACACUGAAGCCCAAUGACUUCUAAUUUUCGAGAAAUUUUGACUUCAGAGGUUGGGCCUUAUAACGACGUAGACUGCGAAAUUACUCAAACUAUGCAUAAAGUUGCACUGUUGCACUAAUUUCACGCUUCCACCCGGACCUCCAUGUGGUUCUGAGGGUGAGAGAUGCAUUGGAAACUUCCAAUUUUACCACAAACUCGACAUAGAGUAGUGUUCCCGACUACAACUAUCGCGAUCACUCCUCCAUUCACGCACAUCUCCACACUUUUCCCUUGAAGGAAGGCCCACUUUUGACUUGUGCUCCCCCUAUUCAUCAAGUUUUUUGUCAGUUCCCGUCGAAUCCUGUUUAUCGAACAUAAAAAGGGAAACAUUUUUUCGAGA